AAACCUUCUCCGAGGGCACACUCGUCGAGAAUUGUUUAAAAUUUAAAGCAAUAUAAACACUAUUGAUCUAUAUGUGCUAAAUAUAUUAAGUUUGAUAUUUCAAUAAUGCGCCGGUUAGCGUGAAGGUCAAAGACAUGUCUGAAGAUGAGACUAAUAGUGAGGACCUGGUCCCGUUUGCAUUUCAAAUAUUUCUGUGGAGACAAAGCACACCUUUCGUGCGACCAAAAUUUGGAAAGGUCCAUGAUGCAGCUUGCAUGUUCUGUCAACGAGCUCCUGGACACCACGAGCUAAAGGAGGCUUGUAAGUCCUUCGAGAAAGUAUUGGUACAAAAUCUAAGAUUUGGUCUGACCAACAGUCUCACAGAAGCAAUUGAAAGUAUUCCACGAUGGCGUCUAAUACAAGCGGCAUUGCCUCAUGUAAUGCAUUCAUUAGCUGCUUUACUACACAACAGAGUAAAAGACAAUAUGCAAUCUUUGGGAAAUGUGGAGACAAAACUGUUGUACACAUUACAUUGGAUCUUACUUGAUGCUUCUGAUGAGUGUGCUGACAAUGAUUAUGAAAAUGGGAAGUUUUUUUCUAACCCUUUUCACUAUCUUUUCUCCAUUCCAGCAAUUACUCUUUUUGUAUUCCUCUUUGCCCCAAUAUCUCAUCAUUUGAAGGAGUCAGAUUUUACUACUAACUAUAGAUUGGAGAAUGGUUUAAAAUUAUGGCAAGCAUUAUGGGAAUACAGGCAUCCUGAUGCUCCUUGCUUUACAACUCAUGUUAAGCCUAAACCAAAACCUUUUGGAGGAAAAUAUUCAAAGCGACAACAACAUGGUGAUGUGUUUUUAGGGCGUAAAUUUUCUAAAGAAGAAGGUAUUGUUAAUAGCAGCCCUCCAAGUCAGAAUAUAUCUAUAAGCCAAUCAGAUGCCCCCUCAAAGCAAGCAAGUACUGAAGAAGAGCCAUGGUUAUCAUCACCUAAAGAUACAAUAUUUCCUGAAACAAUACCAGAGGAAAGUUCCAGUACUGAAGAGGAACAUGUGUUUAUAUACCGUCUCCCAUCCGAAUCCAACUAUGGUGGUCAAAAUAAGGGUGCCUACACCGUGUACUCAGCGGACCCUAGCAUAUUUCAAAUUCGGAAGCCGGACACUCCGAAACCAACGUUGCCAGGAAUAAAACCUCUUCCACAGAUUACAAAAAUGAGUUCCUCAGAUAAAGAAUCAUUGUCGGACAGUGGAGGACCUCCUGCCCUGAAAACACCAACAUCAGUUGAAAAGUCCCCUACAAAACCAACCAAUGUAUCAGCAGCAACGAUACUUGAUGUGGCUACUCUGCGUUGUCUGUUUUCUGCUCAUUGGCAGGAAGAGGGCGUUUAUUGGGCCUUACAUUAUUUGUAUAAUCGAUUGCGCGACAUAUGCGACGAUGUAACAAAACAAACGCAUCCACGGAAACGUAGCAACUCGCUACCUAUACCUAAAAUAGAAGUAUCUAUAUACCAAAGCUCGGAUCUCAAAGACUCCUUGAAAAACUUCAUAGAAAUUCCGGAAACGAAAGAAAUGCCGGUAACAGAAGCUCCUUUUGCCCAAUCACCUAAAAUCGACGAAGAUAAUGUAAUGAUAAGACGUGCAAGUGAGAAGAUAAAGCGGAAAAUGAAAAUGUCCGACCUAAAAGCGUUUGUUGAGACAAAACUACUUUCGAAAUCGGAGAAGGCCUUGGAGAAAAUAGGCCAAGACGAACACAAGUUUAGCUUUCAUACUGCCGUAAGAAUGAUCUCUGAGUACCAUAGAUCAUUGGACAAUACUGAAGAUCGGCCGAAUUCGGCGUUGGCGAACAACUUUCCUUUGGGAUCGAGAUUAACUGGUGAUAUGCAAUGUAACCUUGUUAAAGGGAAAAGUAUGCCGAGUCUUAGCUGUCUCAUUGACGAGCUAGCUUCGAAUGGAUACAUAGGGGAAGUUAAAACCGAGAGAGCCCAUGGCUUUCCUUUAGCUGCAACCUCAAAUCUGCAGAAGAAGAAGAAUCCUAUUAUAACUGUGACAGAGCACACACCAACGCCAUCGCCUGAUUAUUUAUCAAAGACGAGACAGGGAUCUUUAGAAUCACAAAUGGACUCAGUCAGUAUACAAGGUUCCCAACACUUACCGACCCCAGAAAGGAAGCCGAGCUUAACGCGAUCUCAAACCGAUUCUAACAUUACAUACAUUGUAGAAGAGAUACUGGAGGCGCCUGGGUCUAUGCAUUAUAUCACUAAUGAUGGUGAUAUUGAUUUGCAAGUGGUUUUGAAGGCAGUAUAUUCGGUAUCUACAAUGGACAGUUUCUACAUCACAAUUCGAGUUAUGGAAGUAUUACUAAACUUGGUGGAUACUUUGAUGGAAAUUGGUGUUCACAAAAACUGGCAAAAUGAUACGACCCAAGACGCUCGACCAGAAACAGUUGAUCCGUUAAGCGAGCUGAAUAAAGAUUGUAAGGAAAGGGACUCAGAAAUGAGGUGCACACACAGCCAAGAAUCAACGAAUGUAGAAGAAGGGAAAGACAAAUCUCGAGAUGACGAAAACUAUGACUGCCCCUAUUACAUGAUCAUGCAUAUCAUAUUGAGGCUUUUACGUCAAUUGGGCUGCUCCCACGGCUGUACAACAGCCCUACGCGGCCCACAAGCAGAAUCACUCAGAAUUCAAGCUAGGAAUUCUCUGCGAUACCUGAGAUCGUCAUGUGUCAAUAAAUUCGCCCAACGUUUAAAAGAAAUGACUAAAUUUUCACCCAUACGAGAAGUAUUGGACAAUCUUCAUGCUACUGUAGGCUUUUGUGCUGAACCGACUUUGGUUUCACCAUUGAGUCAACAGAAACGCAACGCAUCUAAAUCACCAGACCUAAGUCAUCUUCAAGCACAAUACGCUACAAAUUUCGGAGCGAACCAGGGAUCGAAUAAAACUAUAGACUCUUUCGUCAUAGAGACGGUGUUACGAGUACUUGUAACGAGAUUUGCGCUCAUGCAUAAGGAACUGAAAAUGCUUGAUAACUCGGCUUUAUACUCAGAAGUACGUUUACUUCUAAGUUACGUACGUGAAGCGCACGGACACGAGUUCCGUCUGGUGGCCUUGAGCGGUCUUCUGGACACAGCCGAAAGACCGGGAACUCAACAAAAGGAUUCCAAUAUGCAGACUACGAGGGUUAUAAGGCACGGAUGGCGAGUCGCAGACGAAGACCGCGAGGCGGGAGAAGCGAGUGGAGGAGAAGAGAAAUCCCACAAGAAGUUCACUUUCAAGAAGCGGAGUGCUUCCUCUACUGGAGCUCAGAGUCUCCUAGAAACAGAAGGGGGAGACGACUCAGCCAGUCAAUCUCCAUUAUCAGUGCGCACGCGCCGCUACCAACUGACACCAAGACAAUCGGAAAGAACAAUUCCUUCUAUUUCGUCAGUGGAUAUAUCGCAUCAUAAGAUAACACAUUCGAAGUCUAUACCGUCAAAGUUUCACAUCAGUGGCAUAAUGAACUGGUUCCGUCAAAAACCCCAACCUCAGCCCUUGGGUCGAAACGGAUGUGGUUCCGGCGAGUCGUUACCCAUUUCCGGGAGUAUGGCGUCAUUGGCACGACCCUACAAUAUUCACGUCAACCGACCUGUUCAUAUGAAACGACGCGUUGGAUAUACUCUCAAUAGGGCACGUAAACGUGUUGAAGAUCGAUUGAAUAGAUUUGGCAUCAGAAAAAUGGGAAAGAAGAGAGACGGCAGCAUUGAAGAAACUCCUGGCGGUUAUAUGUCUCGUCGCGGGUCAAUGGAGGGUGGGUCUGGGGGUGGUGAUUCCGAAGUAGUGGUAUUAAAACGGCGACGUUUAGUGGCUGCAGCCCCACUAUACGCUGGCCUGGCCAGGUUCAGCUUCAUGCUGGAAGCCACUCAACCUGGAGCAACGCCUGAUGCUCUGUUUAUGGCUGCUCUAUUGGACCUUCCACACACAGUAGUAGUUGGUCGGGCUGCGAUUUUAUUGGAAUGUGCUCAAUUGGUUCACAAUUGCAACAAGGGACAAUGGCCGUAUUGGCUUAAAUCUAACAUGGGGAAAAAUCCUGUACCAUCGGGACCUUUGCAAUUGAAACGACAACGCUUGGCCGGAAAGCUUUUCUAUCAAUGGGCGGAAGCUAUUGGAAACAGACUGGAAGAUAUGCUAAUAGAAGAUAAAAAGCACUUGGACACCGUUGUCAAUUUGGUGUCAGAUCCAGAUGGACAAAGAGAAUUGCUGCAACAGGACGAAGAAGAAGAUUUUCUCGAUGAAGCGAGUAUUCGAAUACCCGGGAAAACAAUAGGUGCGGAAUGCCCUCGCGCUUUGAGAAUGAUCGCUUGCGUCCUACUAUUCGAAAUAACCGCCUUCCUCCGGGAAAGCUAUCAGAACCUGCCAAAGACGUGUCGAGCCUCCCUAAAGGAACGAGGCCCUUGGGACCGCGUCUACAGGUGGAUGGUCAAGCGAAGACGUUUGUUGUGUAAUAAUAAGGCUCUUAGCAGUCAACACACAUUAUUGCCAGUCGAGGAAGCAAACCGUCGUUGGAGUAUGGCAUUGUCCAGUAUGGGACAUUCGCAAGCGUCUGCGCAAAGUCUACAGUCGAUAGCGGGCGUUGAGACAGAAAGGAAGAUAUCUUUCGUUCUACACGAACCCGAAAAUGUAUCUGGUGGUAGCAACGUUACUCUGGCAGAAGUAAUACCAGGUGGAGUAGAAGAUAAGAAGAGUCGUCUAACAUCGCGCGGCAAAGCGGGCAUACAUCGUAGGAAUACGCAACAAACGCACACUGCAUAUGGCUCAUUUAAGAGAAGAUCUAUUAAGCUACGGCAGAAGGACACACAGCCUGAUGAAUUUAUAACCCGUCGUUCGGAUUCAAUUCAGAGUAGAAGAAAAGUUUCUUCACUUUCCGAUAGAAGUGAUACAUCAGAAGUUUAUCCUGGCACAGGUACAGUAAUAAUGCCAAAUGAAGUAGACAGCGGCGGAGAAGAAAGCCCUGGAGUGCUCUCUGAUGACCAUGACCAUCCCCCGGACAGUCCUGACAGCAAUUCCACCGAUCUACCUGACCAUAACAAGAGUUAUCCUUGGCUUAAGGUAAUGGUGAAGUUCUUGAAUUCAUUCAAUUAUGUCUGCUGCCAUCAAAAUUUCUGUCAUCCGUACUGUUUCCGACGGAAUAUGCGCGCUACUGAGCGUCUUGUCAAAUCUGUGCGAAAGAUAUAUGGUGAGAAAUUUGGGCCAGAAGUGAACACAGCGAGUUGUGAAGAAGGCUCAAUGGGGACUCGAAGGGGAAGACGAUCUCGGAAACCUUCAGAGCACUCCACAGAUAGGAUCGAUCGCUCCGUACUAGAGAGCGUGGGUAUAGCAUACCGUGCGGCGGGUGUAAAACACACAGUGCCAAAUACAGACACGCCGCCUGUCCACAAACCUGCUACAAUUAUAUAUCCACCUGCGGAGACGCCUUCUAUACUUAAAUAUUUAAAAGGACAGGUACGAGACGCAUACCACACGCCACUAGCAAUGCUAGUGAAAGGCGCGACGAUAAUGAGCGAAGACAUAUUCGCGGAGAGCGCACCAGUCGCCUGGCAAUUGCUCCUUGAGGCCGAUCGGGAGCUCAGCUCGUGUGCGGCUGCCUUAUUCAUCUUGGCAGCUGUUAAGGCACCUCAUGCAGCCUCACAAAUUAUGCACAAUGAUUUGAAACAUUCGGAACCGGCUGUUCGAAUCAACGCGAUAUUAAGAUUUCAAGUAAUGUGGAAGCUGCGAUACCAAGUCUGGCCUCGUAUGGAGGAAGGAGCCUCGAUGACAUUCAAAGUGCCCCCUCCAGGGAUUGAAUUCACACUACCCUCACCAAAGAUUGGUAUUGAAUCAUUGGCGGUAGUCGAUCCACCGUGGAGUCCCCAAGUAAAGGAUAAAGAUAUGGAAAUGACUUUGAAUCAGGAAAGACAUCGCUCACUUGUAACAGCGACUAAAACACGCAAAAAGCAACAGACGGAAGCAAUCAAAAAGGCCUUACAGCAAAGAGAUGAUAAGAAAAAAGCAGAAAGAGAAAGUUUUCUUAUCACAACAAUACCAAUAACGCGACAAGCUGCCAGGGAACCAGCUUUGGACCAUGUGGCCGAUGACCAUGUUGAACCGCCAGCUGAUGAAGAAGCUACCGAAGUCCGUGGAUCCCAUCACACUCAAGUUGCAUCUGCCUUGUUUCCUUCUGUUCUGUGCUCCGCUGUGGCGGAAAUCAUAUCGCUUUUAGAUGAUGCAGCUGUCUCCAGAGACGGGUGUUCAGUAUAUGAAGUCGCUUAUCAGGUUAUAUGGGGUUGCCUAGUGGAAGAUUCAGCACUAUUCCUUCGGCACGUACUAGAAAGAUUAACACGCGAUCAUCAAGAUGAAAUGUUCAAAUUACUUCGACACCUCAUUCGCUUCAUACCACGACUGCCCCAACAGGCAGCUUUUGCGUUAUAUAACUACAUUAUUGGUUAUGUAAUGUUCUACGUGAGGACACCUCAUGAAGAUGGCCAGAGAUUGAUUGGAGCUGCAAUGUCUAUUUUAUGGAUGGUGGUUCAUAGUGUCCACGGCAUUAUGUUUAAGGAUUUGAAGCAAAUAUUACGUAAAGAGCAAUGCGAUGCGUCCAUUCUACUGACGGCUAAUGUUCCAGCAGCUAAGAAGAUUAUUGUUCAUGGCCCAGUUGACAACGAAGGGACUAUCCCAUCUCAGUUCCCGGUACAGGAAGAUACACAGUUUUGUCAAAUACUUCGUGAAUCACUCGACUACUUUGGGAUACCAGAAAAACAACAUGAUGAAUAUUUUCUAGUUGAUUUUAAAACACGUCAAAUUCACAAUCCGCAAAGUUACGUACGAGACCACUACUUCUUCAAACGUUCCCAGUAUCCGCAACUGGGUCUGGUCCACAUGGAACCGGAGGAAGCUUUCCACAAAUUGCAGCAUCAGGAACUAUUGCAUAAAUUCGUUGAAAUCGGCAAAGUUUUACUCGCUUGGGCCAUUUUAAAGAAUGUUGACAUGGUAGUCCAACGUGUAGUAUUUCUUCACGAUGAAUUAAUGAAACUACCUUCAUUUCCUCGAAAAGCUUUAGAAGCUGACUUAGCGUUGUAUAGCCGAGGUCCUCUCGGUUCCACUCUACUAGGAUUGGAUGUAUUGCAUAAAUUCAUGUGGGUUCGCAUGAUCGCUCGUAUGUUCGAAGCAAUGGCGGGAAAUUUCACAUCUUCGAGGGACAUACAUUUAUUCCUAAACGUACUCAACGGAGCUCUUAUGCUACAUAGCGAAGACUCUUUGAUAUUAAGAUACGUAAUAGCGACGUACGUAAACGCGGCGUUCAACUUUAAGAAUAUAUUUUCGACCAAUGGCUAUCUCCUCAUAAUGCCAACAUUACUCCAAAUAUAUUCUAACUUCCAAACCAACAAGUUGGUGACAACAACCAUCGAAUACGCUGUCAAACAAUUCUAUUUGUUGAAUAGAAAACCAUUUAUUUUGCAAAUGUUUGGAUCGGUUUCGGCCAUUUUGGAUACGGACGAGGAAGCUGCCUAUGGUGAUGCUAGUAAGGUUCAAUCAAGCUGCCUAUUUAACCUUCUACUAAGCUUGGAGACACCGUCGCCUGACCCCUUACACAUAGCCGAAUUGAUUAAAGAGGAAAAGCCACUGAAACCUAUAGACUUCUGCUAUCGUGAUGAAGAGGAAAUGGUUAAUGUAUUGGAUUGUAUUAGUCUUUGUGUAAUGGUCGUGUCAUAUUCUGCUGAGAGUAUGAGAGGAUAUCAAAUGCUUAUUAUUCUCGAAGCCAUUUUACCAUGUUAUGUGAAGCAAAUACAACUCCCAACGUAUAACAGAGAAGGAAAGACUGAGAAAGAGAUCAUACAACAGUUGGCUAUCGCUAUCAAAACAUUGGUUAACAACUGCGAGGGACUCUCCAAAUCAUACAACGGCCCAUACAGAACCUCCCCAGAGCACAAAGGCUCGUCCCAAAGAGGUUGUCCUAGAACCGCGGCCACUCCUUUUAUGACACUUGACAUUCUGGAUGACGAGUCUCACUCCCGAUAUGUCAGUGAUCAUUCCAGACUUCCCCCGGUCGCAGAUUAUACCGGCGCUGAAGACAGCGAGUUGGUUCGUGCCGAAUAUCGACGACCUCGAGAUGUUCUCUUGUCUCUGGUCGGUGACUUCAUAGGCCGGGCCAGCACGCGACUAAUAGACUUAAACGGUUCUAAGGCCAGUGGUGGCAGCGAAGGGAAGCCAGUAGAGCUAUUGGAUUCCAAAUCUCAUGCUCGUCUGGCAGAAAUAGCGCACUCAUUACUCAAGGUAUCCCCAUACGACCCCGAGUCCAUGGGCUGUCGUGGUCUCCAACGAUACAUGAUGCAAGUGUUACCAGCGGCUGACUGGGCGGAUGACGCCUUAAGACCAGCCCUCAUCAUGAUAUUGAGGCGAUUGGAUAAAGUCUUCUUGAAAAUCGCUAAGAAACCUAGUAUACGGAGAAACACUGAUUGGGAUUCAGCAGCUGUGUUACUGAAAGGUGUUUACGAAACAAUGAUGCGAUGUCCCUACAUUAUGCAUUGGCAGCAGAUCAAGACACUCCUAAAUACUGUUCAGGCGUUAAUAGUAUCAGAAAACAAUACGGGAGAGAAUCUUUCGUCAGCCACGGCGGCCCUGAUGUCUCAACCGCCGCCGCCGCAUUUCUGCAGCACUGUUGUACGACUGAUCGCAUUGCAAGUUAUCAAUACUGGGGAUAGUUACUCGUUGGAACAAAUGUGCGGCGGUAGUGCUAUAUUUCAAUCAGCCGAAAAGACUGAGAAUAUGCUUAUGAAUUUAUUCAUGCCACUUUGCUUGCGAGUCGGGAGUGGGAGGAAAGAUGUCCCACCGCUUCGUCAAUCAGACGUUAGCUAUAUUGUAUCUGUGGUGCUGAACGCACUGUGUCCCCCUGCUCCGCCGGGGCAGUUGGCAGCUGUCAAUGCCAAGUUCAACGCGGCUGACGCACGUGUCAACUCACUGACGUUUACCGGAAGUCGCGACACAAGGAAUACGACAAGGCUGUCAAAUCAACUUUAUCGUAUUGCUUUUCUCGCGCUGAAAGUACUAUGUGCAUGUUUCACGAGCGAACUUUGUUCUGAGUGGGGACGUAUUGCACGUGCGAUACGCGAUCUCGGCCGACGCAAUGAGGCCUCGCAUCACCUUUGGGACUUCCUUGAACAUACUGUGGCCUAUCGUACGCCCUUGUAUGUCCUGCUACAGCCUUUCAUUUUGCAUAAGCUAUCCCAGCCCCCAAUCGGUGACCACGAGCGUCACAUGCAGUUUGUUGUACGCGAACGCGUACGCGGUCUCAAAUUACCGGCCGCACGAGCACGCGGCGCCUUACUCGCUGAACUCGCUAGAGAACUUAGGACUAUGAGAGACACUCACGAUCAUUAUAAAUUCGAGCAAAUAGCGGAAAGUAUAGGACAGAGUGGGGGUAAAAGGGCAUCAGAGGCUCUUCCACGUAAUCUCACAGAGAAGCAGCAACAGCACCGGCCAUCUCUCAUAUCAAUGUUGGUGGGGCGAGCUGGACUGCCACGUACGCCUGACCAUCCCCCAGCCACCCUCGCCGCUCAAAGAGAAUCGCUGUCAAGCAGUUCAACGACUAGUCAACACAUACCACUGUAUGAAUCCAACAAUGGUCGUAAUGACAACGGAUUAAAUAGUGAUCAGAAAGCCGGCCCGACCUAUACGAAUGCGCAAAAGUUACGGUUCGGUUCUUCAGUGGAGUUUAAACUUAACACUGGGGAGACCACGCAAACACCACUAUCACCAUUAUCAAUGGGUGACUCCUGCGGAGAAGAUCCUUUGGAUGAUGAAAGACCUCGUCUCCAAAGGUCUCAUGGACCUUCCAAGAAGACAUUUAAAUUUCGGCGCAGUAGGAAUUCUAAACCUGACCUGGCUCCUAUCAGACUCGAAUCUGACUCUUGUUCUUCUCCGGGGCCUGACUCUACGCCCCUUCGUCGGGCGUGGCCGGGCCUAUUACCACCUACCGCCACUCAUACAGAUACAUCUUAUGACAGCGAGAUAUCACAGACCUCGUCUACCUCUGGAUACAGAGAGAGCUACAGCCUCCAAGCUUCUAUGUCGGAAUCCCCAGGCGCGCGGUCGGUGGCUGCCACGCCGCGCGCCAGCCCCGAUGCAUCUUUGAGUUGCGACUCCGUAACUUCUUCAGCUGAACGAACUGCUCUGCUGGGUGCCACCAGCCAACAUACACUUUUAAGUGGCGAUUUAAGAGAUGAAGACACUCUUCUCUAAUAUGAUUAUAUGAUUCUCUAAUAGGAGAAUUUUUCUACUUAAAGUAAAAAAAAAUAAUUGUCUACAUAAAUAGAAAUUUAUUAGGUGAAACCUCUUAUGUAAAAUAGGUCAACUUUUCAUCUCUUUGAGGUGUGAUUUAUUAGUAUUAUUUGGUGAAGAUUAUUUAAUAAAUGUGAUGGAUGUC
Molecule: messenger RNA, 10398 nt
Organism: Pieris napi
Lineage: Eukaryota; Metazoa; Arthropoda; Insecta; Lepidoptera; Pieridae
Gene: unc80
Product: protein unc-80 homolog
Exons: 68
Coding region: 135-10214 (3359 amino acids)
Biological process (GO): monoatomic cation homeostasis
Cellular component (GO): axon; cation channel complex
Molecular function (GO): monoatomic cation channel activity
Source: RefSeq, a predicted model, not a curated record